This is a messenger RNA of Equus quagga, 1763 nucleotides long. RefSeq names its product angio associated migratory cell protein (gene AAMP). The record is from RefSeq and is a predicted model, not a curated record. The coding region runs from base 65 to 1375 and encodes 436 amino acids. The transcript is spliced from 11 exons. Gene Ontology annotation, molecular function: protein binding. Lineage: Eukaryota; Metazoa; Chordata; Mammalia; Perissodactyla; Equidae. Gene Ontology annotation, cellular component: cytosol.
GUCGCACAGAGCUGACUCUGGGAGGCGUUUGGGCCCAGAGAAGUGGAUCGGCCGCUUGCGCCGCAUGGAGUCCGAAUCGGAAAGCGGGGCCGCUGCGGACACCCCCCCACUGGAGACCCUAAGCUUCCAUGGUGAUGAAGAGAUUAUCGAGGUGGUGGAACUGGAUUCUGGUCCGCCGGACCCGGCAGAUGAUCUGGCCCAGGAGAUGGAAGAUGUAGACUUUGAGGAAGAGGAAGAAGAGGAAGAGGGCAACGAGGAGGGCUGGGUUCUGGAACCCCAGGAAGGGGUGGUCGGCAGCAUGGAGGGCCCCGACGAUAGCGAGGUCACCUUUGCACUGCACUCAGCAUCUGUGUUUUGUGUGAGCCUGGACCCCAAGACCAACACCUUGGCAGUGACAGGGGGUGAAGACGACAAAGCCUUCGUGUGGAGGCUCAGCGAUGGGGAGCUGCUCUUUGAGUGUGCAGGCCAUAAAGACUCUGUGACUUGUGCUGGUUUCAGCCACGACUCUACCCUAGUGGCCACAGGGGACAUGAGUGGUCUUUUGAAAGUGUGGCAGGUGGACACCAAGGAGGAGGUCUGGUCCUUUGAAGCGGGAGAUCUGGAGUGGAUGGAGUGGCACCCUCGGGCACCUGUCCUACUGGCAGGCACUGCUGACGGCAACACCUGGAUGUGGAAGGUCCCGAAUGGUGACUGCAAGACCUUCCAGGGCCCCAACUGCCCCGCCACCUGUGGCCGAGUCCUCCCUGAUGGGAAGAGGGCUGUGGUUGGCUACGAGGACGGCACCGUCAGGAUUUGGGACCUGAAGCAGGGAAGCCCUAUCCACGUACUAAAAGGGACUGAGGGUCACCAGGGCCCUCUGACCUGUGUCGCCACCAACCAGGAUGGCAGCCUGAUCCUAACUGGCUCUGUGGACUGCCAGGCCAAGCUGGUCAGUACCACCACCGGCAAGGUGGUGGGCGUUUUCAGACCCGAAACUGUGGCCUCCCAGCCCAAUCUGGGAGAAGGGGAGGAGAGCGAGUCCAACUCAGUGGAGUCCUUGGGCUUCUGCAGUGUGAUGCCUUUGGCAGCUGUCGGCUACCUAGAUGGGACCUUGGCCAUCUACGACCUGUCUACGCAGACCCUCAGGCACCAGUGUCAGCACCAGUCGGGCAUCGUGCAGCUGCUGUGGGAGGCGGGCACCGCCGUGGUGUACACCUGCAGCCUGGACGGCAUCGUGCGCCUCUGGGACGCUCGGACUGGCCGUCUGCUCACUGACUACCGGGGCCACAUGGCCGAGAUCCUGGACUUCGCCCUUAGCAAAGACGCCUCCCUGGUGGUGACCACGUCAGGAGACCACAAAGCAAAAGUGUUUUGUGUCCAGAGACCUGACCGCUAAUGGCUGCAGCCUCUGCUUUGUGUCCAGUGUUGAGGGGUGGAGGGAGCCCCCCAGCAGAGGCGGGAGGGCACCAGGGGAGAGGAGGGGGUCCUCGGACUACUUUCCAACCCCUGCAAACUGACUUGUCCCCUCCGUCCCUUUCUUCUCCUAAGAGACCCAGCCCUGGGGCCCCCACCCCUCGCCCAGCCCUGGCGGACCCUUCGGAGGGAGGUCAGCUCUCCUCUUUGACUUCCCUUUGCUGGUGUGAGCCGUGGGGGGUGUCUUUGUAUGUGGGGAGUAGGUCUCUGAGGUGCCCGUUCUUUCCCUUCCCGAGUCUCUGGGGGUGGAAAGGAGGAAGAGAUACUAGUUACAGAUUUUAAAAAUGUAAAUAAAAUAUACUUCCCAGAGA